Heterobilharzia americana is the source of this 932-nucleotide messenger RNA. The record is from the annotation of a GenBank genome assembly. Lineage: Eukaryota; Metazoa; Platyhelminthes; Trematoda; Strigeidida; Schistosomatidae.
AUUGACUCUUUCAAGGCAGUAGUGAACAAACAUAGAGAUCAAAUGUGAAAGUAUCAUUACAGACUCAUACAUUUUUAUCUCUAAACAAAUUACCGAAAAUCUUAGUCUGAUGUUUUCAUAAGAUAAUUACUGCAGUUAUUGUAAACGUUGCCUUUUCAAAUUGCUUUGCGGAAAUGGUGCUUAGAAUAAUCAUAUUCCUUAUGAUGGCUUCUGGAGGCGUAUGCCAAGUAGGCAUUGGAUCAGAAUUGCGCUGCUACCAGUGCAACUCACUUACUCAACCUCAUUGCGGAGACUAUUUUGACAAUCGCACCUUUCCACUUGUCGCUUGUCCAAACGAUGGCAAGAACUAUUCUAGAUGUGUGAAGAUGAUCCAAGAAAUGUAUUUAGAUGGAAAAUGGACUAGACGAUAUUAUAGAGAUUGUGCAGUCACUGGUGUAAUUGGUGCAGAAGAUGGUCGUUGGUGUAUAGAUCGUUUAGGUACUUAUCGAGUUAAAGUUCGUUACUGUAAUUGUAACAAUAAAAAUGGAUGUAAUUCAAGUACAUUAUUAUCUUUUUCAAGUAUACUUAACUUUUUCUUGAUUAUCAUAUCCUUAUUUUAUAUCUCUCAGAUUCUAAGAGUGUAAAUUAAAGUAUUCUAAAAAAUCAGUAUAUAUUUGUGAAUAAGAAUUUUUAUCAUUUAUUGAUUUAUUGGCUUUUCUGACUGAUUUGAAAGUGGUGCAUUAAUUGUUAAGAACUCAACUACAGGAUCAUCUAAGAUAAUUCAUAGAUAAACAAAUGAAUUACGUCCACAAGUUAUUUGAUUAUUAUAAAAGAUAUAAAGUGUAUAUUAUCUACUUUCUAUGACAUACACAUUAAGCAUAUUUUUGUUUUACAUUAACCUAUAACCUUCUACAUAAUCAUGUACAUAAAAAGUUAAAUAAUCCUAAUCUGAA